Rana temporaria (common frog) is the source of this 4778-nucleotide messenger RNA. It is a transcript of the gene EDIL3, whose product is annotated as EGF like repeats and discoidin domains 3. Bases 378 to 1820 code for a protein of 480 amino acids. The transcript has 11 exons. Gene Ontology annotation, molecular function: calcium ion binding. The record is from RefSeq and is a predicted model, not a curated record. NCBI's taxonomy places the organism in Eukaryota, Metazoa, Chordata, Amphibia, Anura, Ranidae.
AAGGAUGAAGUAAGUGAGCUGCAGGAGGAGCAGGUGUCUGGGCGGUGCGAUCCCUUCUCCCCAUCCUCAGUGUGUAUUGCGAUCCUCUCUCUGCUCCUUCCCAUUCUCUCCUCCAGCACAAGGAGGUCGGUGUGUGAGCGGAGGGACGGAGCCGGGACUCCCUGUCUUCUUAUUAUACACUCUCCGGCCAGCCGGCUCCCAGCUCUCAUCUCCCAGCCUCCUCUCCCAGCCUCCUCUCCUUCCACCACCCAUCUGCCCGGAUACUGGCCAUCGCUAGGAAUACUAAGGACCAUUGGGGACCUCUUCCCGGACCGGACUGUGUCUUUCCUGGGGACAUCAUUUGCACAGCUUCUCCUAUCAUUUAGUGACCCACAACCAUGAUUCCGACGGGGAUCACAUGCCUCCUGAUCAGCCUCAGCCUUUGGGUCCCUCUGCUAGUAGAAGGGGAUGUGUGUGAGCCCAACCCAUGUGAAAACGGAGGAAUAUGUUUAUCGGGCUUGUCUGAUGAAACCUAUACAUGUGAGUGUCCAGUCGGCUUCAACGAUCCCAACUGUUCUAGUGUUGUGGAGGUUGCAUCGGUAGAAGAAGAAUCUACAGCUACAGAUCUAUGCAAUCCAAACCCCUGUCAUAAUGGUGGAAUAUGUGAAAUCAGCGAAGCAUUUCGUGGUGAUACGUUUAUUGGAUAUGUCUGCAAAUGUCCCCGUGGGUUUAAUGGAAUCCACUGCCAGCAUAAUGUCAAUGAAUGUGAAAGGGAACCUUGUCGGAAUGGCGGAAUCUGUACGGAUUUGGUCGCCAACUACUCAUGCGAAUGCCCCGGUGAAUACAUGGGAAGGAACUGCCAGUACAGAUGUUCUGGACCACUGGGUAUGGAAGGAGGGAUCAUCUCAAACCAACAAGUAACAGCAUCUUCAACUCACAGAGCUCUUUUUGGAUUACAAAAAUGGUACCCAUAUUUUGCCCGACUGAAUAAGAAAGGACUUGUCAAUGCCUGGACAUCUGCAGAAAACGACAGGUGGCCAUGGAUUCAGAUAAAUUUACAGAGGAAGAUGAGAGUCACAGGUGUCAUCACACAAGGAGCAAAAAGAAUAGGCAGCCCAGAAUAUAUCAAGUCAUACAAGAUUGCGUACAGUGAUGAUGGAAAGUCAUGGUCAACAUAUAAAGUAAAAAAAAUGAAUGAAGACAUGGUAUUUCGGGGUAAUGUGGACAACAACACGCCAUAUGCCAACUCCUUCACACCACCAAUUGAAGCUCAGUACAUUCGCCUAUACCCACAGGUGUGCAGGCGGCAUUGCACGCUACGGAUGGAGUUACUAGGGUGUGAACUAUCAGGCUGCUCGGAACCACUUGGAAUGAAAUCAGGACAUAUACAGGAUUACCAAGUCACAGCCUCCAGCAUUUUCCGAACACUAAACAUGGACAUGUUCACUUGGGAGCCCAGGAAAGCCCGGUUAGACAAGCAAGGCAAGGUGAAUGCCUGGACAUCUGGAAGAAGUGAUCAGUCACAGUGGCUUCAGGUGGAUCUAAUUCGACCUACAAAGGUCACAGGGAUCAUUACACAAGGAGCUAAAGAUUUUGGACAUGUGCAGUUUGUAGGUUCUUACAAGCUUGCCUUCAGUAAUAAUGGAGAACACUGGACCAUCUAUCAAGAUGAGAAACAAAGAAAAGACAAGGUAUUUCAGGGAAAUUUUGACAAUGAUACACAUAGAAAGAAUGUGAUCGAUCCACCAAUCUAUGCAAGAUUUAUAAGGAUCCUUCCUUGGUCAUGGUACGGCCGAAUUACAUUAAGAGCUGAGCUAUUAGGGUGCACUGAAGAGGACUGAAAAUACCCAUCAAAGAACCACUCAAAAUAAGUCAUCAUUUGCAAAUUUAAAAAAAACUGAAAAACCUGAAUGAGAACAUGAAUGGAUUUUCAUUGAAUAAGUGCUCACCUUUUGGUAGGCUGGUAACUGUUUUUUGCGAGGUAGUCUGUGCCUGCCCUUAAUGAACCCACCAGAUUAUGUCCUUCAAAUAUUGUCCCUUUGUAAUGAAAUGUUUUAAUUUUCUUCUAAGUUGUUCACACUGGUUGAAAUACGUUGAGGAAGAAAGACAGCAUCAUUUUUUUUUUUUUUUUUUUUACAGUUUUUUUUUGUUUGUUUGUUUAUGAGCCAGAAAAAUGCAAUUAUAACAAUUCUCUUCAGAGCCAAAAAAGAGAAAAAAACAAAUACCAAUCGAAAACCCAUUUUCCUAUCUACAAUACACAUUUAGUUGUAAAAGGUGAUGCUGCAGCUUAGCAAUAAGAUUUCUCUGGGAUGACUGCAUUAUCCUAAUUGUUUCCCUCGUGCCUAUCAAAAUAUUAAUAUUUACAUCUUAGAUCUUAAAAAUACAUUUGACUUACACCUAUGAAAUUGCAAACUUCAAAUGUUUCUUUCCUCUUAAUUUCAUUCCUAUUGUGCAUGUUCUUGAGGCAUGUUAUUACUUGUGUUAGAGACAUUUCCUUCCUUAGUGACCUGAAUACUAAAUAGGAACAAACUACGAAAAUAGGCUUUCUUUUCUGCAUGUCAUAAAAACAGCAAUACAUCAAUAUCUCAUUCCUGUUUAGUUUAUCACAUAGAAUGCACUGACGCCCAAGAUUAUUAUACUAGCAAAUCUCUUCUGAAUUUGCCCAAGGCAUUAUAGUUUUUUAAACAUUUUUUCAGCAUUGGAACAGUGCUAGCCAUUUUACUUAGUUUGCAAUAUUACAUAUUCAUGUAUCUCUCUUUUGGUAUGAAUUAUAUUGUUGCAUGGAGGGAGAUGAGAAUAAUGAUAGGUUUGUGUGCAUACCUUUUGUUUGUCAUUAUAUGUCUCAUGCGUUCAGUUUACUGGAGCAUAUGUUUCAGGUUAUACAAAAGUUUAAAAUCUAUUGUAUGUAUCUAAGAUCUAUUGUAUGGAAUAUGUGCAGUUUAUUUGACAGCUGUGGACCUACAUAUGUAUUGGUGUAGAUGGUAAUGCUGGUUUUUGAAAACACCUGUUGAUAGAGACUGUGAUAAUGUAGUAAUGCCUACUCAAUGUGUUCUUCAUUUAAACUGGUUGUAUGCAAACCCAUCUUCUAUAUGUUAAGUCAUACUAAGAUGCAAAGAUGAGUUUAGAGGUCACACAAGAGAUGGAGGGGUGCAUGGGCCCUGCAAAUUCACAUGCACACAAACAAUUCACUUAAAUUGUUAAAAGAAUGCGCCCAGUUGUGGAAAAAUGGUGAGGUCCCGUGUAACAUAACUUUUUACUUGUUUCAUUUUUAAUUGUGCUGCAUACAAAAUGCCACUAGAUGUCAAUGUCCUGUCUGUCUGUAUAAUGUCCUUCAAAAGAUAUAUAUAUUGUGUAUGAUGUUGUAUUCAACCUUGGUGAACAAUAUUAAAGAGAAAGUCAAACAUAAUGACCUAUAGCAAAGAAAAUAUGUGAUGAAAGAUCAUUCAUUUGGAAAGCAGCCCAAACAAUGCACUUUAUGCUAUAGUAUUUACAAACAUUAGUCGUGACUUUCUUCAGAUACAUUUGCUGUAGAUUGUUGCUUUUUUGACCAAAUGCACUUUCUCAUCAUUUUGUGUGUACAAGAUUCAUUGAUUGUUCUCUUAUUUAUGAAAUUAUUAUUCAUUUUAUUUUAAAAUUAGCAUUUUUCUUUACUGCAGAAAACACCACAUGGCAGUUUCCAUGUUCAUGAAAUUGUAACUGUUAAUAUUUUGCUCAAAAAGAGGAUCUGAACUCUGGAAGCUGUGCACAGAAAAUAAAAAGGCAAGCAUAGGGUAAAGGACUAGUCACCAAUAUUAUCGGUGGGCUCCCUAUAGCUAAUCUUUCUCCCAUUACUGACUGAACAAACCAAAUUUUGCACUCUGUGUCUCUGUGUGGGGGCAACUAUCUUGGUAGAGGCGACUUAGCUUUUUUUUUUUUUUCGAAACACACAGAAAGGAGAACAGCGAGAAGCACAUGACAUCACCAAAUGUAUUUCUGAACUGAAUAAAUUAGCAGUUCUUUAAAUCUCUCACUGCAUAUAUAAAGCAAUGAGGCUGUAAGCACAGGAGUGCCUAGACGUCCUCACUUCUUGAGUUCAAGUCCACUUUUAUGUCGAAAAGGUUCUCUCAAAUGAAGUAUUUAUGGCAGAUCAAAUAUAAGUGUCUAUGUAUGAAUGCAGACAGAAAGUUUACUUCUAUGUUACUUAAUAUUUUACCAUGUGGUGUAAUAAAUAUAUGUUCAUGUCAUCACAAGAAGAGUUUUGUAUGUAAACUAUUUAAAAAAUGAAGGAGGUUAGAUUACCGUUUGCAUUUGUAAAGUAUGUUUAUGUAUUUUUUUAAUACAAAAAGAAACAAAGAAUGGAUUUGUUUUAUUAACAUAAUAGGAGCUAUAUAUCAAUUUCAGGACAUAAUGUGGUAAUAUAAAGACCAGAUUACCUGUACACAUUCCUAAAUAAUUUUAUGCAUUCUACUUUGCCUGUUUAUUUUACUUUUAUGACCCCCGAUAUAUUUUAUCCACUUACCCAAAGGGCUUGUCACAAAAACUGGUUUUAGUUUUAUGUUGACUUUCUCUUUUGAUAUAAAUAUUUAAGCUUUGAAGACUAAAAGGUACUGUACAAUAUAUAAAAUAUAUAAUGAGGGUUAGGGAUUUCACUUGUUAGCCAUUCAACAAAUAUCGAAUACGGUAACCUUUGCAACUUUUAAAGCUAUAUAACAUUGAUAUGUUUUGUAAAUAUUUAAAUCAUUUAGGUUGAUGUAAAAUGAGUAUGACAUUGUCAAGUCUUCAAACCUCAAAUAAACUUUUGAAAAACUAGGUUAUUUUUA